Molecule: messenger RNA, 3457 nt
Organism: Habropoda laboriosa
Lineage: Eukaryota; Metazoa; Arthropoda; Insecta; Hymenoptera; Apidae
Exons: 4
Coding region: 393-3071 (892 amino acids)
Source: RefSeq, a predicted model, not a curated record
UCCUCUUUCCCGAUCCGGAAAGGAUACCGGAUGAAGUCGACGAUCGAUGAGAGAUCUUUGGAAAGUUCGAAAAUUAAUUCUCUCUGUUAGGGACCGUAAAGUGUACACGUAGAAAGAAGUUCAGUUUCCUUUCUGUACGGAUGAAUCGGAUAGAUCGAGACAGAUGUGAAAGUUUCGUUUAACGAGGGAAGAAGGAUCUAGGUAGAUCGAGAUCGAUGAAAGUGUGCCUCGCGGAACGAGUAACCGUUGUGCGGGUGAACGAUGUGAAGAAGAUCUACAUUCGGCGAGAAAACGAAGACGAUCGACCGUGAUCGUGGAAGAACGCGCGUCCCUUUGUCCUCCACUUUGUGCGAGAGGUGGAUAGAGAUCGUGGAGAAUCGUCUUCGGUGAAGAUGAACGGCAGAAGGAGAGUGUUCAGUGCCCUGGACGGGCUAAAGUGUGAUCGUGCGAUCGUAUGGUCGGUGUUUUUGUGGUGUCUGGUAUUUCUGCCUGAUGGCGUCGAGAGUGCACCUCCCGGGAUAUGCGCGAUGGACGGGUGCAACUGCACCGUCAAGGCACACCGUUGGAUUAACGUCAAGUGUGUCUUCGCCGACAAUCAGGACGUGGAAUUAUUGGAGGGAACCAUUCCAUCGGACGCGAUGGAGGUGGAGGUCUCUCACUGCAGGGAGUUGAGGAUCCAGUCAGGCGCGUUUGCGGAUGGCGCGCCAUUGAAACGGGUUUACGUGUCGGGAAUCUACAGUCUGGUGGCCAAGAGGCAGGCCUUUCAGAAUUUAAGCGCGCCGAACACGCAUCUAGAGGUGUCUGAAUGCAACAGCGUGAUCCUGGAGAGCCACGCGUUCAGGAAUUCGCGGGGGACGCUGAGCGUCUCGAUAUCGAGAUGCAGGAACGUCGGGAUCAAACCGAACGCUUUCUCCAGGCUACUCUGGAUCACGAUCAGAGAGGUGCCCAUACUGGACUUGUCUAGCAACGCGUUCAAGCUCGAAGCUUCUCAGCAUGGAAGGCAUGGACCAGCGACCAAGAUUAUGUUCCAAAGCGUGAGAAUCACGGAGUUGCCGACAGCGGUGUUCCCAUCGGCGGUUGCGGAAGUCCGAAUGGACGAUAUCUGGACAAAUGUGAUCCGCAAGAACGCGUUCUGCGCGAUGACGAUCUUCAGCGUGACCAUCAGCAACGCGUCGAUCCAGGAGAUCGAGACCGGGGCGUUCAGCGACAGAACGUUAAUCCACAGCCUCGAGUUCGUCGACGUCAGAUUGAAGAGCAUUGAGAGAGGAGCCUUCCGGGCUGGCCACGACAACCUCACGAUACAAUAUUCAAGGCUGAUCGAGGUGGAGACCGGCGCCAUCGACAUAUCCGCAGCCAUGGUCAGCUUCAACAACAACGAGUUCCAGAACCUGCACCAAGGCGCGAUCGUUCUCCACCAAUGGAACCAUAUAGCGAUCGAUUACAACCUAUUCGCGGACCUGGAAACGGACGCGAUCACAGCUGAGGUGGACGCUACGUCUGCGCCCAACUUCGAGUUCUCCUUCACCGGGAAUCAUAUACAAAAGGCUAGACCAGGAUCGUUGAAAUUCGCAGCUAUCUCUCAACGGGUGAACACGGCAAGAGUUGGUAACAAUUACUUCAAGGAGAAGUGCAAUUGCAACCUGGAGACGUGGAUACGCGAGGUGACAGGCAAGAAUAGCUCCGUAUCGUGGAUGAUGGACUCGAGUUACUGUAUGGUCGAUCAGCUGUUAGACCGAUGUUUCAACCUUCCGCAAGGAUACAUGUCGAUGAGGAACUUCUCGAAGAUCAUCUGCGGACCAGGGGACCAUAUAGUCUGCGAGAAACCGUCAGCGAAACCAGAACCAAGCGUCAGUCCUCCAAGUGUCGGUCCACACGUGUACCCAAGACAUAAAGGCUACUUCGACGUGGAGAUGAGCGACUCGGAACAACUUCAACGCGAGAAGAGGAUCAUCGUGGUGAUCUGCGUGGUAGCGGUGUUCACAGUGCUGAUAGUGAUCCUAGCCUCCGGAAUUCUCUACAUGCGUAGGAGUGGCGUGUGUCCAAAGCUGACAUCGGGCCACCUGAUGAAUCUCGCCAGCUGGCUGUCGCCCAGCAGCGGGAUGACUGCAGCCACCUCUGCCAGGUCGAUAUCCAGGCUAAGCGUGCACGAGUACGCUGGUCUUCAGCCCGAGACACGGAUCCUCGAGGUGGAGACGCAAGCAGAGGGUGGAGAAGAGUACGAAGACGGCGCGGAAGGACUUUAUCCUUACACGGAGAACAAGGCCACGCAGACCUUACCAGAGGAGCUGACAGAGGAGUACCUGAGGGAUCUCAGAGAGAGGCUCAACGAUCCUGACAACUACAAUCAAGCGAGAGAUAUGAUCGAGCAUCUCUACGAUCUCAUCAAAGUGGAGGAGAGCUGUAACAACAACAACGACAGACAACCAACAGGUAGAGAAGAGAACGCGUACGAUGUGAUUCGACCGAAACAGAGGAGACUCAGAGGACCUCCUAAACCUUCGGUCAGUAUAGGAACUAAGGCACCGUCCUUGGAGAAACUACUACCAAGUGGAAUACAACCGAGGCCACCGCUGACCGACUACACGGAACCUCGCGAUCAGAAGGCUCCCGAACAGAAUCAUCUGUACGCGGAAUUACCUGGUGACGAGACUGUUCCCAGCACAAGUCGGCUGUCUCAACCUAUCCUGGCGACUCUGGCUGGUAGAGCGCCACAGCCGUUGCCGCCAGACGUGGUGAACGAUCACCUGAUCAACGACCACUCGAGCCAAGCGUUCGUUAAGCCGAAGACUGAGAACCACAGGCCACCAGAGAGCCCGAAGUUCGAACCACCUAGACACCAAGGCAGACCUAUGAGCUUCCUGAAGGCGCUUGGCGAGAGUAUCCUCGGAGGAUCGAAGUCGAGCAAUAACAAAAGGCCUAAUUCGUUGCUGUGCGAAUACGCCGAACCGUCCGACGCUACCGCUCACCUGUACUCGGAAUUACCUGAACCGCAAACAUCGACACCGGCCAGCAAGAUGGCGAACAGGCCGCUGCCCACCAAACCUGACCAGGAUUCCGUGGCGAGGGCAUAACGAACGCCCGUCGUCGAUUGUCUGUGAUAAUAUAAGCGCGCGAGAGAUGGCGAAAGACUUGUUGUGGAAUCGUGCUCUCUCUCUCUCGUGUCUUUCCUGAAGUAAAAUCGUUCGCCGAGGCAACGAUGAUUUUUACUGCCUGGUGAACGACGGUGGUGUCUUUUUUUUCUUUUCUCGCGACGUUCCAACGCGGAGGAACGCAUCGAACCAGUGCCAGAGAUAUGUAAGAAACGAACAGUUUUUACGAGACUAGAUUUUAAGGAGCUUUUUGUAAAAAAAAAAAAAAAGAGGAGGAAUGAAUGGAAAAUAGAGAAAAAUUCGUCGUGAGUGCUCUUUCGUUUGUGGGAGAAACGACGGAAAGAGACGAGUUUUAUUUAACGACUGGC